Molecule: messenger RNA, 4660 nt
Organism: Aspergillus heteromorphus CBS 117.55
Lineage: Eukaryota; Fungi; Ascomycota; Eurotiomycetes; Eurotiales; Aspergillaceae
Product: Serinc-domain-containing protein
Exons: 8
Coding region: 167-4660 (1497 amino acids)
Biological process (GO): mismatch repair
Cellular component (GO): membrane; MutLalpha complex
Molecular function (GO): ATP hydrolysis activity; ATP binding; mismatched DNA binding
Source: RefSeq, a predicted model, not a curated record
CACCCAGGCAGUGAUACUGGCACAUGACGAAGGCGGCGACCCCCGGCCUUCCCUCGCCGUCUUCAUCUCGCAUCGCAUCGCAUCUCCAAUCCCCACGCUUAUCAUCACCCUCUUCCCAGGAUCACAAUUCCUUUCAACUUGAGAUCUGAAACACACUGCGUCCAUCAUGGGGGCCCUCCUCUCCCUGCCUCUUCUGGCCAUCCCGAGCGCCAGUACGCUCAUCACCGUCGCAACCUCAUGUUGCGGCGCUGCCACUUGCUCGGCAGUAUGUAGUGCCUGCGGCAAGUUCCAGAACAGCAUGGCCACGAGAAUCGCCUACGCCUUCAUCCUCUUGAUCAACUCCAUCGUCUCCUGGAUCAUGCUCACGCCCUGGGCCCUGAAGAAGCUACAACACCUGACGCUGGACUACAUGGAAAUCAGGUGCGACGGCAAGGAAUGUUACGGCUGGGUGGCCGUCCAUCGGAUCAACUUCGGCCUGGGUCUCUUCCACCUGAUCCUCGCCUUCAUGCUGCUGGGAGUACGCUCGUCGAAGGACGGCCGCGCCGUCCUCCAGAACGGCUUCUGGGGUCCCAAAAUCAUAUUGUGGCUUGCGCUCGUCGUGACUUCGUUCUUUAUCCCGGAGUCGUUCUUCUUCGUCUACGGCCACUACAUCGCCUUCUUCUGCGCCAUGCUGUUCCUUCUGCUCGGCCUGAUCCUGUUGGUGGAUCUGGCCCACAGCUGGGCAGAACUGUGCCUGCAGAAGAUCGAGGACCACGACUCGCGGACCUGGCGCGGCCUCUUGAUCGGCUCGACGGUGGGCAUGUACGUCGCGUCGCUCGCCAUGACGAUCCUCAUGUACAUCUUCUUCGCCCACAGUGGUUGCGCCAUGAACCAGGCAGCCAUUUCGAUCAACCUGGUCGUGUUCCUCAUUAUUUCGAUCAUCUCGGUGCAGCCGAUCGUGCAGGAGUCUAACCCCCGCGCCGGACUGGCGCAAGCCGCGAUGGUGACCGUCUACUGUACCUACCUGACCAUGUCGGCUGUCUCCAUGGAGCCGGAUGACCGGCAGUGCAACCCGCUGAUCCGUGCCCGGGGGACCCGGACGGCCAGCAUCGUGCUGGGCGCGCUUGUCACCAUGGCUACCAUCGCAUACACGACCACCCGCGCGGCCACGCAGGGCAUUGCGCUCGGCUCCAAGGGCGGCCACAGCUACUCCGAGCUGGGAACCGAUGACAACGAGCACGGCCUGGUAACGCAGCAACCCACCAGCCGCCGGGAGAUGCGGGCGGAGGCGCUCCGUGCGGCUGUCGCCAGUGGCAGUCUACCCGCCAGCGCGCUGGACGACAGCGACGAUGAGGACGACGAAUACGACACCAAGGAUGACGAGAAGGGAUCAACCCAGUACAACUACUCCCUGUUCCACAUCAUCUUCUUCCUGGCGACCACCUGGGUAGCCACCCUGCUCACGCAGAACCUGGACCCGGAGGCGGCGGACGACUUUGCGCCCGUGGGCCGGACCUACUGGGCCAGCUGGGUGAAGAUCAUCAGCGCGUGGAUCCACCAAAUCCAAUCCGGCCAGGUAAUCGUCGACCUCAACUCCGUCGCGAAGGAGCUGGUCGAGAAUAGUCUCGAUGCGGGUGCUACGUCGAUUGAAAUCCGCUUCAAAAACAACGGGCUGGACCUGAUUGAAGUCCAGGACAAUGGCAGCGGGAUCGCGGAGGAGAAUUGGGAGAGUGUCGCUUUAAAACACCACACUUCCAAACUGACCACCUUCAAUGACCUCACGCAACUCACCACCUUCGGCUUCCGCGGCGAAGCGCUCUCUUCGCUGUGCGCGCUCUCCUCCUUCCACAUCACGACGGCGCAGGCGCACCAAGCGCCCAAAGCGACGAGACUGGAUUUCGCCCCUUCCGGCAAACUAAGCAAGACGCAGAUCAUCGCGGGGCAGAAGGGGACGACUGCGUCCGUGGAAGGACUGUUCCGGACAUUACCGGUGCGACGACGCGAGCUGGAGAAAAAUAUCAAGCGGGAGUACGGGAAGGUGUUGAAUCUGUUGCAUGCGUAUGCGUGUGUGAGUGUGGGGGUGAGGUUUACUGUGAGGAAUAUAGUGGGUGGCGGGAAGGGAGGUGGGCGGAAUGCGGUGGUGUUUAGCACGAAUGGAAAUGGGACGACGAGGGAGAAUAUUGCGAAUGUGUACGGGGCAAAGAUGGUGGGAAUGUUAGUGGGGUUGGAUUUGGAGUUGCAGUUUGAGGGAUCUGGAGGAUCUGGGGGCAGGGGAGGGAGUGAGAUCCUGGUGCGCGGCCACAUCUCUCGACCGGUCUUCGGAGAGGGAAGACAGACGCCUGAUCGACAGAUGUUCUUUGUGAAUUCGCGGCCGUGUGGUUUGCCUCAGAUCGCGAAGGCGUUUAAUGAGGUCUACAGGUCGUUUAAUGUCUCGCAGUCGCCGUUUGUGUUUGCCGAUUUCUGUAUGGAUACGGAUGCGUAUGAUGUCAAUGUGUCGCCGGAUAAGAGGACCGUGUUGUUGCAUGAUGCCGGGGCGUUGAUUGAGGCGUUGAAGGGCGAGUUGACCAGGUUGUUUGAGGCGGAGGAGCAGACGGUACCGCAGGCGAAGACGGCUGCUGGUGUGGGGGGGAGGAGGUCGUUGCCGCAGACCCCGACGAGGUUGGUGGGGAGAGGGCUGGGUGGGAGUGGCGUUAGGGAGAAGGAUACGGAGAAGGAGCAGGUCAGCUCCCAGGAUCGUAUGAAGAGUUUCUUGAGUGGUUUGGGAGCUGGGGAGAGGCCUGAGGAGCCCUCUGCGGGUCUGCAAGAUCAAGUUCAGGUAGGCCGGUCGCCAGCUCGUGUUCAGCCUGAACCUGAACCUGAAUCUGAACCUGAGGAUGAGGAGGAAGACAACGAGCUGUUCGUGAGCCAGGGCAGUCCCCCAGCCGAGACACAGGAUGCCGUUCAAAGACCACAGGAACCAGAACUUCAAGAAGAUGGCGGUGACGGUCACUCCCAAGGCAGUGCUGCUGAUGCACCUUCGUCACAGCUCGUCAACCCAGAGGACGAGACCCCCAACGCAGUGCAGAAUGCAUUCGAUCGGAUGCGGCCCAGACGCAUGCCCACGGAGGUUGCCACCAUCACCAUCGGUAACAGGACUGUCACGUCGAUGGUGGGGAGUGGAUUACCGAGGAAGAGGUCCUCGGAUGGUGUGGGCACUUCGACCCGCAAACGACGCAUACAUACGCCCUCGCGGGCUAGUAUCUUUGGGAAGCAUAUGAGGGAUUUUGCUGCUCCGGGGUCACAGUUGGGAGCUGAUAUGGAUGAGGACGAGGAAGAGGACGAGGAAGGUGGUGUUGAGGACGAUGAAAUGGAGGAGAUUUUCGACGAAGAAGCAGAAGAAACAGAAGAGGAGGAGGGAGGAGAGGCAGAAGAGGCUGAGGAAGAAGAGGCGGGGGAGGAAGAGGCGGAAGAAGAGGCAGAGGAUGAUGUUGAAGAUAUCAAGGAGGAUGGUUCUCAAGCCUACGCUCCAUCAGAACACGAAAGCGACCACUCCCACGGCACUGAUCACACAGACCAUGCCAGCAAAGUCGAAACUCUGUCCCAGCCCCGGUCAACCGAGCAACACAUGAACGAAGAAGAGAAGAAGCGGCACGAAGAGGCCGAAGUGCAGCGUCUGAUCCAAGACGCAGAAGACAGGGCAUCGCUGCCCCAGGGCAACACGAUCCUGCGCGCCAACAAAAUGAACAAAGGCGCGGCCCACCGCGACUCGACGGUGCAGCUGAUCAGCACCAUCGACGGCUCUCUCUCAAGGAUACAAGCCCAACUCAAGACACUCCAGUCAGGCCUCCUCCGCUUCAACAAGCACGCCAGCCCAGCCGCAGCCUCCACCGAGGCUGCGGCAUCCCACGAAACAGCCGAAGAGCGCCUUUCCCUCACAGUCAGCAAGAAUGAUUUCGCCAACAUGCGAAUCGUCGGCCAAUUCAACCUCGGCUUCAUCCUCGCCACCCGAUCCUCCCCCCCAGACACAGACACCAACACCCUCCCCCCCGACGCCCAAGACGAGCUCUUCAUCAUCGACCAGCACGCCUCCGACGAGAAAUUCAACUUCGAGCGCCUCCAAGCCUCAACCGUCGUCCAGAACCAACGCCUCGUCCAACCGAAACGCCUCGACCUCACAGCCGUGGAGGAGGAAAUCGUCAUCGAGAACCAAGCCGCGCUCGAGAAGAACGGGUUCAUCGUCGAUGUGGACGACAGCGGCGACGAGCCCAUCGGCCGCCGCUGCAGCCUGAUCUCGCUGCCCCUGAGCAAGGAGGUGGUCUUCGGCGUGCGCGAUCUGGAGGAACUGAUUGUUCUGCUGGCCGAGACGCCAACCACUACCGCCACCAAUGCCGCCGCUGCUUCGUCGGAUAUCUACAUUCCCCGUCCCAGCAAGGUACGGAAGAUGUUUGCCAUGCGGGCGUGUCGCUCAAGUAUCAUGAUCGGCAAGACUCUCACCGAGAAGCAGAUGACCAGGGUGGUUAGGAAUAUGGGGACGAUUGAUAAGCCGUGGAAUUGUCCCCAUGGACGACCGACUAUGAGGCAUCUUAUGAGUUUGGGUAGGUGGGAUGAAUGGGAUGAGUUUGGGGGGAUUAUGGGGAGGAGGAGAGAGGCUGAGGAGCCUGACGAGGAGGGGUCUGAUGAGGUUGUCGAUGAGUCUGAGUAG